Pistacia vera is the source of this 774-nucleotide messenger RNA. RefSeq lists its product as uncharacterized. Bases 1 to 774 code for a protein of 257 amino acids. Gene Ontology annotation, molecular function: nucleic acid binding; zinc ion binding. The record is from RefSeq and is a predicted model, not a curated record. The transcript has 2 exons. NCBI's taxonomy places the organism in Eukaryota, Viridiplantae, Streptophyta, Magnoliopsida, Sapindales, Anacardiaceae.
AUGGCAACAAGUUCAGCCUCACUCUUGCCUCCAACCUUCAAUGGGGAACAGUACCAUAUGUGGGUUGUUAAGAUGAAGGCAUACUUGAGAGGUCAGAGUUUAUGGCAGUAUGUAGAUGAAGAGAAACAGCCACCACAGUUGGGACCAAACUCAACCCUGAACCAGAUAAGACUCCAUGAAGAGGAGACUGCAAAAGCUUCAAGAGCCUUGUCCCAUUUACAUGCUGCAGUCACCGAUCAAGUUUUCACAAGGAUAAUGGCUUGUGAGACAGCAAAGGAAGCUUGGGACAAGCUUAAGGAAGAAUUUGGAGGAAGCACCCAAACUAGAAACAUGCAAGUCUUGAACCUAAGGAGAGAGUUUGAGACAUUGAAAAUGCAAGAGGCUGAAGUUGUUAAAGAGUAUGUAGAUAGAUUAAUGAAUGUGGUUAACAAGAUAAGGUUGUUAGGGGAAGAGAUAAGUGAUAAAAGAAUUGUUGAAAAGGUGUUAGUAAGCCUACCCGAGAAAAUCAAGCCAACUCAGGGAGAAAACAAGAAGUUUGGAGGAGAGAAAAGAGGAAAGGAGAGAGCAAACAAGCAGUGGAACAAACCAGCAGGUUUCAAGGUUUUUGCACCAUGUUCCCACUGCAAGCAGAAGAACCAUGCUGAGUACAAGUGCUGGUUCAGACCAAAUGUUCAAUGCAAUGCAUGCAAGCAGCUAGGCCACAUUGAAAAGGUCUGCAAAAACAAACAACAGCAACCUGCACAGCAAGCACAGACUGCUAAAGAUUUGCAAUAG